AUGAAGACUGCUGUCCUCGUCUCUGCCCUUGGCCUGGCGGCCUCGGCUGCUGCGUCCGGCCCCACGGUCUACCUCAUCCGCCACGGCGAGAAGCCCUCCUCGGGCAACGGCCUCAGCGCCCAGGGUCUGGAGCGCGCCCAGUGCCUGCGCACUGUUUUUGGCGCCUCGAGCAGCUACAACAUUGGCCACAUCAUGGCCCAGCAGCCCUUGUCGAGCGGCAAGCGCCAGCGCCCCCUGGACACGGUGCAGCCGCUGGCCACCGACCUCGGCCUGACGGUCGACACCUCGUGCGACCGCGACGACGAGAGCUGCGUCAAGAAUGUCAUUGACAACUACUCGGGCAGCGGCAACAUCCUGCUCUGCUGGGAGCACGAUGAGCUGACCAACAUUGCCGAGGCGCUGGGCGCCAACAACGCCCCGACGUACCCGGACGCCAGCUUCGACCUGAUCUGGACGGACCCGUCCGACUACUCGUCCAUCACCAGCAUCACGUCGGAGAACUGCCCCGGCCUCGACAACUAG
Messenger RNA from Sporothrix brasiliensis 5110, 522 nucleotides. Its product is annotated as phosphoglycerate mutase family protein. The transcript has 2 exons. The coding region runs from base 1 to 522 and encodes 173 amino acids. NCBI's taxonomy places the organism in Eukaryota, Fungi, Ascomycota, Sordariomycetes, Ophiostomatales, Ophiostomataceae. The record is from RefSeq and is a predicted model, not a curated record.